CGCAUGCAGCUCAUAAAAUGCUCAUAACAAUAACAAAAUGCAUUAAUAAAAGAAUGCGUAAACAUGCCGGCAAAUUGCAACAAAUUUGAGCAGCAUCCACAACUCAGCCGCAGCCUGACUAAGCGCCAGUUAAGUUUGAGCGCGACUGAGACCAAAGCAAGGGCCAAGGACCUGGCGGCAAUCGCCGGCUGCACAACGCUUGCGUUUGUAUUGUACCUAAACACAUUAAACGCUGGAUUUGUCUACGAUGACAGGCGAGCUAUCUUGGGCAACGCGGACGUAACCGGAGCUGCUGCCUCGCUGCCUCAGCUGCUGCAUAAUGACUAUUGGGGCACGCCGUUGAUGGACAGCGGCUCCCAUGGCUCCUGGCGUCCAUUGUGCGUGCUGAGCUUUCGUCUCAAUUUCCAACUGAGCCAAGGCACUCCCUUUGCCUUCCACCUCGCCAAUCUGCUGCUGCACUGCCUGGCCACAGCUCUCGUUAUGCUGGUGGCACGCACACUUCUUGCAACACGCGCAGCUCUGCUGGCCACUGGCGCGCUCUUCGCGGCUCAUCCCGUGCACACGGAGGCGGUGGCGGGCGUUGUGGGUCGUGCGGAUCUGGGAUCCUGCGUUUGCUGCCUGCUCGCCUAUCUGGCCUACGCCCAACAUAUGCAGCACAGAGAUUGGCAAACUCUCGCACUAACGCUGCUGCUGGCGCUGGCUGCGCUGCUCUGCAAGGAGACGGGCAUUGUGACGCUGCUGCUCUGCGGGCUCAGCGAUUUACUGCGCAGCGAGCACAGCAAGCAGCGGCUGCGCUCGUUAAGCGUUCUCCUCGCUGCGAUGCUGAGCACGCUCUAUGGCCGCCUCAUGCUGCUGCCACGCCCCUCGGUUAGCUUCUCGACUGCCGAUAAUCCCGCUGCCCACGAGUCCUGCUGGUGGACACGCACGCUCACAUUCCUGUACCUGCCUGUGGUCAACCUGCAGCUGCUGCUCUGGCCACAGCUGCUGAGCUUCGACUGGGGCAUGGAUGCCAUUCCGCGUAUUCGCACGCUCUGGGAUGCGCGCAAUCUGCUGAGCGUGGCGCUCUAUGGGUCACUCCUCACGCUCGGCUGCAAGGCCAUGCGAUUGCAUGCGCGCUCCAGCUGCCCCUCGCUGGGCUAUGCGGACAUGGCGAGCAUCUCCUUGCCGCUGCUGCGUCGCCUGGGCGGCAAUAGUUGUCAGGCCUGGCACGAGCUGCUCUGCGCCUGCCAACUUUCCCAGCUGCCGCCGUCGCGAAAGCUUAAGACGCCUACGAUGCAGUGCCCAGUGCCUGAAUCUGCAGCUGAAGCGACGCUCUACGUCGCGCUUAGUUUCCUAGUGCUGCCUUUUCUGCCCGCCAGCAAUCUCUUCCUCCAUGUGGGCUUUGUGCUGGCCGAGCGUGUCCUAUACCUGCCCAGCGUGGGCUACUGCCUGCUCUUUGGCCUGGGCUUCGGCAAGCUCUGGCAGCGAUUCCGCGCCAUUAGCUCCAAGCGCUUGCUGCUCUGUUGCCUCACAUUUCUCCUCUGCGCCCUCAGCCUGCGCACUGUCCAACGCAAUCGCGAUUGGCAUACUGAGGAGCAGCUCUUUGGCAGCGCCAUUGCAGUGAAUCCCCCGAAAGCCCUUGCUAAUUUGGGCAGCAUUUUGAGUGCACAAGGGCGUUACGAAGAAGCCAAAUUGGCAUUGGAGGCAGCCAUUGGCCAACGGGCCAACAUGGCGGAUGCGCACUUUAAUCUGGGAAUUGUGCAUCAACAACAACAAAAUUUCAACGCCGCCAUACCCUACUACCGUCGCGCCAUACAAUUGCGACCCCAGCUGGCUGUGGCACAUCUCAAUCUUGCCACAUCACUGCUGGCCAGCAACCAGAGCAGAGACGAAGAGGCUGCCAGCGUGCUGCUCACAGCCGCCAGAUUACCAGGACACGGUGUGCGCGAUCGCAAGGCACAUGAGGAGGCGCGUUGCAGUGCCUAUCUGCAGUUGAGUGCGCUGCAACGUGCCCGCGGCAUGCCGCAGCAAGCUGUGGAGCUGCUGCACGAAUCGUUGGCUGCUUUGCACUCGCCGCAACAGCGUGCAACGCUGCAUCAACGUCUAGCCGCGCUUCAUAUGCAGCUUGAGCAAUGGACUGAGGCCGAGCAGCAGCAACAUCUGGCACUGCAACUGCAACCACAACAAGGAGCCGUUUACGUGUCCUACGGUCAAACCCUGGCCAGGAAUUGCAGUCGCCAUGCGGAGGCGGAGUUGUGGUUCAAGCGAGCUUUGGAACUGUCGCCGCAUGAUCCCAGCGCUCAUCAUCAUUACGCUGACUUCCUGGAACAACAACAAAGGCCAGAGCAGGCGCUUAAGUAUCGUCUGCGUGCCGCCAGCCUGGCGCCGACAAAUUAUGCGCUACAAGCGGCUGUUGCCGACGCGCUGCGCGCACUUAAUCGUCUGGCGGAGGCGGAGCUCUGGUAUCGCCAUGCGGCUGCACUGCAUCCUCAGGCGGCGCACGCACACGCCAAUUUGGGCGCCAUACUGCAGAUGCGUGGCCGGCGGCAGCAAGCCGUUGAGUGUUACCGUAAGGCGCUGCAGCUGCAGCCGGGGCAUGCCACAAGUCGAGCCAAUUUGGCCCAGCUGAAUGUCAAUAUCGAUGUGGUCACGUAGCAUAAAGGACAACAGCAGCUCCAGCUGCGCCAGUGCCAGUUCACUGAGGCUUUUGUGCUAUUAACAAUUUCGAUUUAAGCUUCAUUCAAAAUUCUCCAGCAUUUCCACAUAAUGUCUCAAGAAGCCUACAAUAUAUAUUUUUAUUAACAAGCGUUAUAAAUACAAAUGUAAAAUCAAAUUGUAC
Messenger RNA from Drosophila busckii, 2818 nucleotides. It is a transcript of the gene Tmtc1, whose product is annotated as protein O-mannosyl-transferase TMTC1. Gene Ontology annotation, cellular component: endoplasmic reticulum membrane. The coding region runs from base 64 to 2634 and encodes 856 amino acids. The transcript has 8 exons. The record is from RefSeq and is a predicted model, not a curated record. Gene Ontology annotation, biological process: protein O-linked glycosylation via mannose. Gene Ontology annotation, molecular function: mannosyltransferase activity; protein binding. NCBI's taxonomy places the organism in Eukaryota, Metazoa, Arthropoda, Insecta, Diptera, Drosophilidae.